AUGGCUACACAGACCGAGACAAAGAACAACUCGUUCAUCCUCGCCGGCGAGAAAUCCGUCAAGUUCGAAGACCGGCCCAUCCCCUCCAUCUCAGACCCGCACGACGUCCUCCUGCAAGUCAACUACACGGGCAUCUGCGGCUCCGACAUCCACUACUGGCAGCACGGCCGCAUCGGCCACUACGUCGUCAAAGACCCCAUGGUGCUGGGCCACGAGAGCAGCGGCACCGUCGUGGCCGUGGGCGACCAAGUCACCACGUUGAAAAAGGGGGACCGCGUCGCCAUGGAGCCCGGCGUCUGCUGCCGCCGCUGCGUGCGCUGCAAGGAAGGGCUGUACAAUCUGUGUCUGGACAUGAAGUUUGCCGCCACCCCGCCGUACGACGGCACGCUGGCCAAGUACUACGUGCUGCCGGAGGAUUUCUGCUACCGGCUGCCCGACCACGUGAGUCUGCAGGAGGGCGCGCUGAUGGAGCCGCUGGCGGUGGCGGUGCAUAUCACGAAGCAGAGCCGGAUCCGGAACGGCGAUUCCGUCGUCGUCUUCGGCGCGGGUCCCGUCGGGCUGCUGUGCUGUGCGGUCGCCAAGUCGUUCGGCGCGAGCAAGGUCAUCGCGGUCGACAUCCAGCAGCCGCGGUUGGAUUUUGCGAAAGAGUUCGCCGCCACGGGGGUGUUCAUGCCGGAGAAGGUCAGCUCCCAGGAGAACGCGGAGCGGAUGGUCAAGGAGCAUGAUUUGGGACUGGGCGCCGAUGUGGCCAUUGAUGCGUCUGGCGCCGAGCCCAGCGUGCAGACGGCGAUGCAUGUCCUGAGGAACGGCGGCAGUUAUGUGCAGGGUGGCAUGGGCAGGGAUGAGUGCACGUUCCCCAUCAUGGUGGCGUGCUUGAAGGAGUUGAAGAUCAGUGGCAGUUUCAGGUACAGUGAGGGGGAUUACAGGGAUGCCGUGCAGUUGGUCGGGAGUGGGAAGAUUGAUGUCAAGAAGCUGAUUACGAGGGAGGUCGCGUUUGAGGAGGCCGAGCAGGCUUUUGAAGAUAUUAAGGCUGGGAAAGGCAUUAAGGUGUUGAUUGGGGGCCCGAAGUAG
Messenger RNA from Cyphellophora europaea CBS 101466, 1071 nucleotides. RefSeq names its product D-xylulose reductase A. Bases 1 to 1071 code for a protein of 356 amino acids. The transcript is spliced from 2 exons. Gene Ontology annotation, molecular function: zinc ion binding; L-iditol 2-dehydrogenase (NAD+) activity. Gene Ontology annotation, biological process: D-sorbitol catabolic process. Lineage: Eukaryota; Fungi; Ascomycota; Eurotiomycetes; Chaetothyriales; Cyphellophoraceae. The record is from RefSeq and is a predicted model, not a curated record.